UUUUUCCUUAUUAUUUUUCAAAAUAAUGACAAUGGUUGAAGUGCAAGUGACCGGUGGAGUUAUAGAGGGACAACAACUGGGAAACGAGUACGAUGGGACACACUACUACAGCUUCAAAGGUAUCCCGUACGCGGAGCCGCCAGUGGGGGAACUCAGAUUUCAGGCACCUAAACCUGUGAGGUCAUGGAGUGGAGUGCGCAGUGCCAAAGAUUUUGGUCCCGUUUGUCCUCAAAUAGAUUUACUGUUCAGAACAGAAAACCCCCUGGUGAGCGAGGACUGCCUGUACCUAAACGUGUACAGUCCGGACCUAACGCCAAAGAAGCCAAAAGCUGUAAUGGUCUGGAUCCACGGAGGCGGCUUUUUCUGUGGCAGCGGCAACGACGACCUUUACGGCCCGAAAUAUCUUCUUCAGCACGACGUAGUACUCGUCACCAUCAAUUACAGGAUCGGUGUCUUUGGGUUCCUCUGCCUAGAUACUGAGGACAUACCAGGAAACGCUGGAAUGAAAGACCAGGUAGCAGCUCUGAAAUGGGUGAAGGACAAUAUCAGUAAUUUCGGUGGAGACCCUGAAAACGUGACGAUUUUCGGGGAGAGUGCCGGUGGAACCAGCGUCUCUUUUCAUCUCGUGUCUCCGAUGAGCAAAGGAUUAUUCAAGCGAGCUAUAAUGCAAAGCGGCGUCACCACGAACUGUUGGUCGGAGGUUACUAAUGCCAGAAAAAGAGCACUGGUCCUGGCCUCGAGCCUAGGUUGUGAAUCAGACGAUGACAAAGAAAUCGCCAAAUUCUUAAAAACAUGUUCAACUGAGUCGAUCCUCUUCCCGCGACUGCCGCUCACAUUUUCUGAAGGGAGGAGGGAGUACCCUGAAUUAUAUUUGGCUAUUGUGAGCGAAAAGGAGUUUGAUAACGUCGAGAGGUUCUACAGCGGGGACAGCUUCACGAAUAUUCUUAACAACCUUCACAAGGACGUCGACAUCAUGAUGGGCUACAUGGAGCACGAGGGUCUGAUAUUCCCGGCGCUCACGCCGAAGACGGACAAAGCGAUCAAGCACGCGAACACCUUCAUGGAAUACUUCGUGCCGAAUUCGAUCAUACUGAACAACACGCCUCUCCAGUCCCACAAAAUCGGGGAGAUGAUCCGAAACUUCUACAUCGGGAAGGAGCCGUUAACGAAGUCUAAUGCGCUGAAAUUCGUCAGAUUCUUCUCGGCGGCGUUCUUCUUCUACGAUAUCUUAACGUGGUGUCGGCUCGCGGCGAGCAGGCGGACGAAUAGAGUGUUUCUGUACAAGUUUUCGUGUCGGUCCAAGCUUAACAUGUUCAACAAGGUCUUUGGAGGGACGAAGCUGUAUGCGGAUGAGAAAGCGGCCUGCCACGCGGACGACCUUCUCUACUUGUUCACGAACAUUCACACGGAGAGACACCCCGUCGACUCCGUUGAGAACAAGUUAAUCGCACAGGUGAACAAGCUGUGGACGGAUUUCGCGAAAUUCGGAAACCCAACUCCAGAUAACACCUGGCCUCAGUUCCACCUGGAAGACCAGAGCUACCUCAACAUCGGCAAGCACCUGCAGGUGGAACAUCACCCGGAGAGAGAAGACCUGGAGUUCUGGGAUGAGAUUUACAGGAAAUACCUGCCGGCGCGGAGUCUUGAUGUGAUUAAGCAGUAGAGCUGAAGUAUAAAAGUUAAACCAACCAAUUAUAUUUUACUAG
Messenger RNA from Aricia agestis (brown argus), 1706 nucleotides. RefSeq names its product juvenile hormone esterase-like. The coding region runs from base 26 to 1663 and encodes 545 amino acids. The transcript is spliced from 4 exons. NCBI's taxonomy places the organism in Eukaryota, Metazoa, Arthropoda, Insecta, Lepidoptera, Lycaenidae. The record is from RefSeq and is a predicted model, not a curated record.